Molecule: messenger RNA, 2530 nt
Organism: Pongo pygmaeus (Bornean orangutan)
Lineage: Eukaryota; Metazoa; Chordata; Mammalia; Primates; Hominidae
Product: zinc finger protein 439-like
Biological process (GO): regulation of DNA-templated transcription
Source: RefSeq, a predicted model, not a curated record
CACAGAGGAUGUCGCAUUCCCGCCCUCACCUUUGUCGCUGCGCGGGCGGCAAGUGGGAUCUGGCCUUUCCAGCCCCGAGAGGGACCUAGUGCCUCUACCCAGGUUUCUGUCGCUCUGUCACCUGCGCUAUGCCCUGCUGUACUCACAGGAGCUGUAGAGAGGACCCCGGGACAACUGAAAGCCGGGAAAUGGACCCAGUGGCCUUUAAGGAUGUAGCUGUGAACUUCACCCAGGAGGAGUGGGCUUUGCUGGAUAUUUCCCAGAAGAAUCUCUACAGGGAAGUGAUGCUGGAAACUUUCAGGAACCUGACCUCUACAGGAAAAAAGUGGAAAGACCAGAACAUUGAAUAUGAAUACCAAAACCCCAGGAGAAACUUCAGGAGUGUCAUAGAAGAAAGAGUCAAUGAAAUUAAAGAAGACAGUCAUUGUGGAGAAACUUUUACCGCGGUUCCAGAUGACAGGCUGAACUUCCAGGAGAAGAAAGCUUCUCCUGAAGUAAAAUAAUGUGAAAUUGUGUGUGAAGUUGGCCUAGGUAACUCAUCUUUUAAUAUGAACAUCAGAGGUGACACUGGACACAAGGCAUAUGAAUAUCAGGAAUAUGGACUGAAGCCAUGUAAGAGUCAACAACCUAAAAAAACCUUCAGAUAUAACCCCUCCUUGAGAACACAAGAAAGGGAUCACACUGGAAAGAAACCCUAUGCUUGUAAGGAAUGUGGAAAAAACGUUAUUUACCAUUCAAGCACUCAAAGACACAUGGUAAUGCACAGUGGGGAUGGACCUUAUAAAUGUAAGUUUUGUGGGAAAGUGUUCCAUUGUCUCAGUUUAUAUCUUAUCCAUGAAAGAACUCACACUGGAGAGAAACCAUAUGAAUGUAAACAAUGUGGUAAAUCUUUUAGUUAUUCUGCUACCCAUCGAAUACAUGAAAGAACUCACAUUGGAGAAAAGCCUUAUGAAUGUCAGGAGUGUGGGAAAGCAUUCCAUAGUCCCAGAUCCUGUCACAGACAUGAAAGGAGUCACACGACAGAGAAGGCUUAUCAAUGUAAGGAAUGUGGAAAAGCAUCCAUGUGUCCCCGUUAUGUUCGUAGACAUGAAAGGACCCACUCUAGGAAAAAACUUUAUGAAUGUAAGCAGUGUGGGAAAGCAUUAUCCUCUCUUACAAGUUUUCAAACACACAUAAGAAUGCACUCUGGAGAAAGACUUUAUGAAUGUAAGACAUGCGGGAAAGGCUUUUAUUCUGCCAAGUCAUUUCAAAGAGAUGAAAAAACUCACAGUGGAGAGAAACCCUAUAAAUGCAAGCAAUGUGGUAAAGCUUUCACUCGUUCCAGUUCCUUUCGAUAUCAUGAAAGGACUCACACUGGAGAGAAACCCUAUGAGUGUAAGCAAUGUGGGAAAGCCUUCAGAUCUGCCCCAAACCUUCAAUUGCAUGGUAGGACUCACACUGGAGAGAAACCGUAUGAAUGUAAGGAAUGUGGGAAAGCCUUCAGAUCUGCCUCACAACUUCGAAUGCAUUGUAGAAUUCACACUGGAGAGAAACCGUAUGAAUGUAAGGAAUGUGGGAAAGCCUUCAGAUAUGUCCAGAACUUUCAAUUUCAUGAAAGGACCAAACACAUAAGAAUGCACUCUGGAGAAAGACCUUAUAAAUACAAGAUAUAUGGGAAACACUUUUAUUCUGCCAAGUUAUUUCAAACACAUGAAAUUCACACUGGAGAGAAACCCUAUAAAUGCAAGCAAUGUGGUAAAGCCUUAUUGUUCCAGUUCCUUUCGAUAUCUAAAAGGACUCACAGUGGAGAAAAACUCUAUGAGUGUAAGCAAUGUGGGAAAGCCUUCAGAUCUGUCAAGAACCUUUCAAUUCAUGAAAGGACACACACUGGAGAGAAACCCUAUGAAUGUAAGAAACGUGGAAAAGCAUUCUGUAAUUUCUCUUCUUUUCAAAUACAUGAAAGGUGCACAGAGGAGAGAUGCCCUAAGAAUGUAAGCAUUGUAGGAAAGCAUUCAUAUCUGCCAAGAUCCUUUGAAUACAUGCAAAACACACACUGGAGAGAAACCCUAUGAAUGUAAGGAAUGUGGACAAGCAUUCAAUUAUUUUUCUUCCUUGCAUAUACAUGAAAGGACUCAUAUGAGAGAGAAUCCAUAUGAAUGUAAGGAUUGUGGGAAAGCAUUCAGCUUGCUUAGUUGCUUUCAUAGACAUGUAAAAACACACUGGAAGGAAACCCUAUGAAUGCAAGCAAUGUGGCAAAACCUUUCACUUCUUCCAGUUCUUUUCAAUAUCAUGAAAGGGCUCACACUGGGGAGAAACCGUAUCGAUGUAAGCAAUGUGGGAAAGCCUUCAGAUCAGCCUCAUGACUUCAAAUGCAUGGAAGCACUCAUACUUGGCAGAAACUCUAUGAAUGUAAGCAGUAUGGGAAAGCCUUCAGAUUGGCCAGGAUUCUUUGAAUACAAAUAAUGAAUGUAAACAAUUAACUGUUUAUAAUAACUGUAUACUAACAAAUGUUAUUCUUUUUAAAUAAUUAAGAAGCUAUAGUAAAAUAUCC